Aspergillus niger is the source of this 4581-nucleotide messenger RNA. RefSeq lists its product as uncharacterized. Gene Ontology annotation, cellular component: mitotic spindle; mitotic spindle midzone; cytoplasmic microtubule. Gene Ontology annotation, molecular function: microtubule binding. Gene Ontology annotation, biological process: mitotic spindle assembly; astral microtubule depolymerization. The transcript is spliced from 8 exons. The coding region runs from base 1 to 4581 and encodes 1526 amino acids. The record is from RefSeq and is a predicted model, not a curated record. Lineage: Eukaryota; Fungi; Ascomycota; Eurotiomycetes; Eurotiales; Aspergillaceae.
AUGUUGUUCAGAUUUGAGAUUACUCUCGGCCCUGCUGAGCUGAGCUUUGUGCUUGUCUUUCUCGCGUUUUUCGGUAUUUUGCGGCUGUUUUUGUUUGCUUUGUGCUUCCUGUGUACCUUUUAUCUCAUCGAAAAGUAUGCUUCCAGUGUGAAAGACUGGAUUAAGAGUAUGGAACCCAAGGCUACCGAGUUGGUAGCAACUUUGAAAAACCUGAACCUGGCCAUAGAUGCCAAGGUCAGCUUCUUAAAUUCUGUUAAGUCAGACAUCAAGCAGAAGAAUGUUUCAGAGGGCGCAAUUCCACCGAUCUUUGAAUCGUUGCGUCUGUCAAUUGCCUCUUCUCACUCCACACUUCUGUCUGCUGGUUUCUCCACCUUGGGUCACUUUUUGAAGCGACUGUUCAUUCAAGAACAGCAUAGUAUAGUUGCUUCGCAGGCUCGCCACCUUUACCCGUUGCUCUUGGAACGCCUGGGCGAUCACAAGGAGCGAGUCAGAGCACAGGCGGCCCAAGCGUUCACUGACUUUUGGCCUGCAGCUAGCCAUGAGGUUGAACAACAUGUCCUGGGAACGGCCCUUGUCGGCAAAAACAACAGAGCUAGGGAAAUGAGCAUGAUCUGGCUAGCUAAUAUGGCUAAGCAGUAUGGCUUGCUCUUCCGUCCAUAUGUCCCUAGUCUUGUGGCAUGUCUCGAGGACGCCGAUAGUGCCGUCAGAGAUACAGCCAAGGCGACCAUUGUCGAGCUGUUCCAGAAUGCACCCGCACAUGCGAAGGCAGAUCUCAAAAAGCAACUGAGUGAACUCAAUGUCAGAAAGUCUAUUGUCAGCAUCAUUCUGACGAAUCUUGGCCUUGAAUCUGAUGAGUCUGAUCAUCUUUCACGACCGGCCUCGCGUAUUGACCAGAGACCGGCCUCACGUGUUGAUCAAAGACCAGUCCCACGUGUUGAUCAAAGACCGGCCUCACGAAUUGACCAGAGACCGGCUUCACGUGUUGAUCAAAGACCGGCCUCACGUGUUGAUCAGAGACCGACCUUGCGAAUGGACCAGGGACCAGCCUCGCGUGUUGACCAGGGACCGGCUUCGCGUGUUGAGCAGAAAAUGGCCUCGCGUGUUGAGCAGAAAACGGCCUCGCGUAUCGAGCAGAGACCGGCCUCGCGGGUUGAUCAGAGACCGACCUUGCGAAUUGAUCAGGCACCGACCUCGCGUGUUGAGCAGAAAACGGCCUCGCGUGUCGAGCAGAGACCGGCCUCGCGUGCUGACCAGAAACCAACCUUGCGAAUUGACCACAGACCGGCCUCUCGCGUCGACACCGUCACUCAAGAUAGUCUAAUCAGACCGGCUUCUCAGCUCAGCAAACAGCCAGAAGUGCCUGCUCCUUCCGAUGUGGAACCAAUCAUCGUUUCAUCCGCUCGGGAGAUAGAUGAAUUCGUGCGUCUAAUGACACCAUAUUUCGAAGGACGUGAGUCCGAAGAUAACUGGGUGCAUCGUGAAAAGAGUGUCAUUACUCUACGCCGACUUACGCAUGGCAAUGCGCCCCAUGCAUACUCUCAGACUUUUGUCGCUGCUAUCAAGUCGAUUCUGGAUGGCAUUUUCAAAGUCGUGAACUCGCUCCGAACUACUAUGGGAACAAACGGAUGUCUGCUCAUUCAGGAUCUCGCCCGAAAGUGUGGCCCUAGAAUCGAUCCGAUGAUGGAGAUUAUCCUGCAAAAUCUCAUCAAACUUUGCGCCGGUAUGAAGAAAAUAACGGCCGAAAAUGGGAAUCUGACCGUUGACAUUGUUAUUGGAAACGUGACAUACACUCAUCGAAUUCUCCAGCAUGUCUACGCCGCUUCCCAAGACAAGAACGUCCAGUUGCGUCUGUUCUCAGCUGGAUGGUACAACACUCUUAUCAACAAACAGGCUGGUCAUAAGUCCUCCAUUGAACACGGCGGUGGAAUCGAGCUCAUCGAGAGAAGUCUUAAGAAAGGACUUGGUGAUGCUAAUCCGGGUGUUCGUGAGGCAAUGAGGAAGACUUUCUGGACAUACUACAGCGUCUGGCCUCAGAAAGCCAAAUUUAUCAUGUCUGACCUUGACCCAAAGUCACGGUCGCUAUUGGAGAAAGAUCCAGCUAACCCGGCUGCUGGCAACAUGCAAACUGCAGACCGACAUGCUUCGAAAUCUUCUACAACGUCUCAGAAAGCCACUACAAGCAGCACCAACGUUAUUCCGGGAAGAAGUGCAUUGAAACAGGCGAUCGCAGCGCAGAAGAAAGCACACCUCGCACCAAAAACUGCUAUGACCCCGCGGCCUGAGUCGGCUCCUCAGGUCUCAUCUUUGUCCUCCGCACCUAUGCGGCCGAUGGGGAAGAGCCGACGGCUUGAGCCGACUCGCCCGGCCACGCCAGAUCAGAAGGAACCUGUAGACAAGGCGACAAAUCAGGUCGUCAUAUACGAAGACACGAAGGAAAAGAGCGAUGAAAUUGCGGAUGAAGCCGCAGAGCGGUCUGUCAGCCUAUCUUCCACUGUUGUACACCAUCCUAUCGUAGUGACAGACCCUCUGAGACUGCGCGAGAUCCCUUUGCCCAAACCAUCAUCUCCUAUUGCGAAGGGCAAUGAAAAUUCUGUCCCGAAAGAGACAAAACCACCUACCACUCCGUCAGUCCCUCGCGAUGCACCGAAAAACAAUGCUCUAGAGGAACUGUCGAAAAAUGAGCCAGAUCAUCGUGACAAUAGGUCACCACAGACUUCUUUGCCACGUCUACCUUCGUUACAUGUGCCGCGCACACGUCCCUCUACCGGACCGAGUAACGACACGGCGACGCAUCGCUGUCCUAAAUUUGAGGCAGCACAAAAACGCUUCGAGGAGAGACGUCGAAGCAUCAGUCCCCGCUCCAAGGACCCAAUGAAAGCGAGACAGACUCUUGAGAAGGGAAUCCCCAGGAUUCACUCUAAGAGUAUGGACAUUCAUGGGUACCACAAAUUGCAGGGGCUAAUUGAAUUUCACGAUAGGCUGUUCGAAAACGAAGAGCAGUACUCCGAGCUUCUAGAUGCCCUUUUGGGCGAACUUGAGAGACCACCUGACGAAAAGCAACAAUACUUCGGGCGCCCGCUUGACCCCAAAGCCCAGGUGCUUAUUACAGUGCGUUACACAUUCAGACACAUGAAACGACUCGUGGACAAUGGUGGUUCCACGAUGUCAUUGGGGGAAUAUGCAUCUCGUAUAAUCAAAUCCAUCAUCAGAGCCCGAAAAAAUUACGACACAACUUGCUACAUGGCGAUUGUUAUGAAUGAGGCCGCAGAGGAGAUGGUGAGCGCGGCAGAGUUUGGGGACAUUGUUAAGGCUGUCGUGGACGUCGUCUCUGCGGAGGAAGCGUCGCUUAAUGACCGUGCCAUUCUUAUGGUAUUCAACAUUCUUACGGAUAUCCUGCGUCAGAUGACCUCUCGUGCAGCUCACUUCCCUAUGGAUGUCCUGGAGAGGCUGGGUGAUCUUGCCAGCAAGUAUCUAACAUCCGAGCAAGCGAAUAUCCGGCAAAAAGUGACGCAGCUGUGUGUACACUUGCAUACUAUGACUGCCGAUGAUGAGAAGUUUUGGAAAAUCAUUGGUCAGGAACCCUUCGUCCCAGACUUGUCUCCGGGACAUUUUAAGCACACGCACACUCCAUGUCUCACUUGUGGCCAUCUCGUUGGGUGGAAUCUGCGCACUACGAAGGAAGAUCUGGUGGCUGAUUAUCCGAACGGCGUCUUCAGCAUCUCUCCCCAUGCACCGGCUUCUAGUGCCCCAUAUCUGGUGGAAUUAUCGGAGGAGACUUUUUACGUGUCUCUAAAAAAGCCUUUCAUGUUCCCUUAUCCCAAGUGUACUUUCUCGCAUCUGCUUCGCUGUGUUGCUCAUAUCUCCUCUCUUCAUGUCCGCAGACUAUAUCGCACUUCCCUUUUACUAACACUCCUCAGGCUUCCUGCGAACUUCCUCCACACUCCUCCCCCGUCUUGCUUCUAUAUUACCUCGCCGCUAGCUGUAGUUCUUCCUUGGCUACUAGAUCGUCUUAUCUACCUCGUGAACACCUCCUGGCGCAGUGAAGAACGUGCCCUUCCCUUCUCUUCUUCUCUUCUUCUCUUCUUCUCUUCUUCUCUUCUUCUCUUCUUCUCUUCUUCUCUUCUUCUCUUCUUCUCUUCUUCUCUUCUUCUCUUCUUCUCUUCUUCUCUUCUUCUCUUCUUCUCUUCUUCUCUUCUUCUCUUCUUCUCUUCUUCUCUUCUUCUCUUCUUCUCUACAGCACCUCUCUUCUUCUCAACAAUCCACAAAAUCUUCCGCCUCUGGGCUCAGAUCUCGGUCCUUUGCCGGAUAGUGAGCCGUCUUAACACCCUUUUGUCGUGUUCUGCCCAAGGCUUUACUUACAAAAUCCCGUCUAGAACCAGGUUUGAUGUUACUGUCGGAAGUGCAGAGCUGGCACAUCUGUCACAGAUCUCUACUCCGUACUUUGCCACUCUCAAAAAACUUGCUUAUGUUCCUGGGCUGUUUGUAAGCUCAUCUUAUAAACGCCUGGGACUUUCCCCGACGUCUUCCUCUUCUCUCCUCCUCUUCUUCUCCACAACACCCUCUACUCUGCAUAUCAACUAA